Mytilus californianus (California mussel) is the source of this 2714-nucleotide messenger RNA. RefSeq lists its product as uncharacterized. The coding region runs from base 176 to 1984 and encodes 602 amino acids. NCBI's taxonomy places the organism in Eukaryota, Metazoa, Mollusca, Bivalvia, Mytilida, Mytilidae. Gene Ontology annotation, biological process: positive regulation of DNA-templated transcription. The transcript is spliced from 2 exons. The record is from RefSeq and is a predicted model, not a curated record. Gene Ontology annotation, cellular component: nucleoplasm; chromatin. Gene Ontology annotation, molecular function: zinc ion binding; ubiquitin-protein transferase activity.
UUUAAAUUUCCGAUCGAUACCCUAUACUUAUGUUUGAAUAUGCAGUCACCCGGAAGUCUACCUGGUAGACCUUUGUAGGUAACAUACAUUUAAUACACAUACGAAAAACCGUUAUACAGAAUUGACAUACCGACAACUGAAUGUCAACAAUAGUUUUCAAACAAAAGUUGCAGCAAUGAGCUGUGAAGAAAAUCAAAAGAAUUCAAGCAAAAGCAAAGUACGAGAAGGAAUUCUAAAGAAAUCCCAUAAAAGUCAAGAUGGAGAAAACGCAGCCCAAGUACCUGUUCCGGCUAACAAAGCAUGUGAACUGUGCGAAGGUGCUUCGUACGAAUGGAAAUGCAUCGAAUGUAACCAGUUGGUAUGCACAAGAUGUAAAGGUAUUCAUAAAAGGCAAACUGCUACGAGGAAACACCAGGUCGUCGACAUCACAGAUGUCGGCUCCGAUACUGCGACCAAGUCAACAUGCGAUACGCAUAAGCAGUCGUACACCUUAUACUGUAAAGAUUGUACAGAACUCGUGUGUAAUAGAUGUAUAACUACUACACACGAGAGUCAUAGAUUCUGGGACGUUGAAACAGUAGUAGGCAAAAAGAGGAAACAACUGGAAGAAUGCGUCGAAACCUUGAGAGAAAGUUUUCGAAAGUCUAAUGAGAUUGCAGACAAAUUUCACAGGGAAAAAAAGAGGGCUUUGAAAAGUUACGAUUCUGUCAUAAAGUCCGUUAACGAAAACAUCAAGAAAAUAAUCGAAGAUCUAGAAAAGGGUAGAGAGAGUCUGACACAAAUGAUCGAAAAUGCUAAAAGCGAGGCAUCGCAAGAUGUAAAGCAGUGCGAAAAAGAAUACGAAAACAAAAAGAAUAGAAUAUGUAGACUGAUUAAUGAAAGUGAGUUAGCUUUACAAUCGGACGAUAGUAUUCGAAUUGUACAGCACCAGGCAUCGGUAAAAGACCUUAUAGGUGUAUUGCCACCCGAAGUUGAAGAUAUAGAAAUAAAUGUUCCGAAAUUUAUACCCGUAUACGAUAGCUUUCCCUUAAAGACAGAGGACAUUAUAGGAAAAAUACAUAUCGAUGCAAGCAGAGAACAAAAGAAGCAUCCACCACUGAGAAAGAAGGAUUCUAUUCUAAGUCGAAUAAGUAUUGACGCUGAUGUUGGCUUAAUAACGACAACUUCAAUUAGACACUCAUUUCGAAUUGCAACGCUCAGCGACCGAAGUGUAGGAUGUAUCGCCGUCAGGAGUGAUAGUGAAGCAUGGGUUGCAUGUCCUUAUGAUCAGAACGUUUGUUUAGUGCGCAGGAACGGAAGCCUGACAAAAGAAGUUCCUACUGAUUUCAAUAUUUCCGAUAUUUCUAUUACCAAAUCAGGUGACCUUUUGUUAUCUUCAGCUGAAAGUCGAAGCUUAAAGCUGCUUUGUAAAGAUGAAAUUGGAUUUCGAGAUUUUAUGGACACGUUCCCUUCCGAACCACAUGGUGUCAGUGUCGCAGGGAGUGGCGAGAUUCUAGUUUGUCUUACAGAUGGAGAUUUUGGUCAUGUGACAAGACUUUCAGAGACUGGAAAAAUCAAGAAGGAAUAUGAUACCUAUGUGGUUAAAGAUCAGUGCUACCUUCUGAGAAAACCCGUCCGUUGCGUGGAAACUUUAAAUGGAGAUAUUUGGAUUUUAGAUGAAGCUGCAAAGAAAAUCGUUGUCCUGAACAGCGAAGGGAAUUUUAGGUUUUUAUGGGACGGUCCAAAUAACGAAAACGGCAAACUACGCAUCGAGCCAAGUGGCCUUGAUUGUGAUGAUAGUGGUAAUAUUUUGGUAACAGAUUAUGACAAUGAUAAAAUUUAUCUGAUUAGUGCAGACACUACUCAGACGGAAACUUUGCAAAUCGAAGAGAAGAAAGAACCCCUAAGAGAUCCGUAUGGUAUUGCCAUACAUGCAGACAAGUUCGUAUGGGUUGGCUGCGAUGACGGAGUGGUUCACGUUAUGAGAUACCAGCGAGAAACAUGAACAUUAGUUUAUCGGAUUUACUGUAAAUGUUAUCAUUUUUAGAAAAGUAACAAAUAUUGCACCGUUUGAAGUUUUGAACAAAACUUGCCAUCUCAUCAUUAGAACAAUAUAUCGAACUUCUGUGUCUACAGAUUUACAAUUUAUACCAAGAAACGUGUUUGCGACCGCUAGUUAAUGGUAGUGAUACCACAUUCUUUGAAAGGCAGCGGGGGUCGAUCUUGUAUUUCUGUUAGGAUGAAUAUUCAUUGACUUUAUACAUUAGAACGAAUGUAACAAAAUGAAUGUGAAAAUAUACCAAAAAAAUCAUGUAUCCGUUUUUAGAAAAAGCGGACAUAUCAUCUUAUCAUCAGAACAAUGUAUCGAACUUCUGUUGCUACAUAUCUUUUGCCUGUCACCGCUAUUUUAUGUUAGUGCUACUCAAACUACAAAACGCACCAAGGUUCGAGUCUGUAUUUGUUAUUUGAACACUUAUUGAGUGAGUGUAAAAAUAUCAAUGUGGAUUGUUACAAUAUACAAACAUUGACAAAUGAAUUCCUCUCAUAAAUUUUAGAACGGCGGACAUGUCAUCUAUCAUUAGAACAAUGUAUCGAAAUUCUGUUUCUACAGAUUAACAAACCAAGAACUGUGUCUGCGACCGCUAGUUCUAAAAGGAUGAAUAUUCAUGGAGUAUACAAUGAUGAUACCAGACGAAUGUUUAUUUUGGAAACAAAAUAAAUGUGAUAAAGUAUAA